AUGAACGACUUAACUCGAAGGCUGGAUGAAGUAAUAGAGACGCUCAAUGGUGGUGAUGAGAACCUGUCUGCUCUGUCGAGUCGGCUGUCUCAAGCUUCACUUUCUGAUGUGGAAAGUUGGAGUGAUAUAUGUCCAGACUUGGUAAAGGCUGGGUUAUCUCCAAGUAUUGUAUCCGAGCAGAGGGAAUAUAUCCAACAAUGGCUACUGAAUGCCGUCAAGGCCGGCCGAAUCAUUGUCGAGUCACUCCCAGACGAGGCCAGUCAAGCCGUUAGCGACGUUUGGCGCAUUGAACACGAUGGACAUGCAACCAACUAUGGAGGCGAGAGCAUAGUGACCAUCACAAAUCGCAAUGGCAGUCCAUCUCUCAGACCUCAUUCAGUCUUGACUCGCCGACUUUCCGACAACUCGCAACAGCUCGAAACAGACACUACCACUAGCUCAGCACCUAAAAACAAACGCGCCUUGAAAAGCUGGACCCACUCCCUGACCAGCAAACUCCGGUAUGGAACUUUAAACUCUCAGGACGCUAUCGCGAGAGCCGCUUUCUUUGGCGAUCUCUCGUCGGUGCAGAAGAUUAUGGCUUCCAGCAAUAAACUUGAUCCGGCCUGGCGCGACUGGGAUAUGAUCUUAUCUAUGGCUACUGAAAAUGGAAACAUUGCAGUGCUGAGCGACCUGCUGGCUCUUGGCGUAUUCACAGGCCGGAAAGACCAGCUGUGCAGUUGUCUCUCUUCUGCCAUUGAAAGGAAAGAUAUCCAAAUAAUGACUCUGUUUUUCGACAACGGAGUACCCCUUGAGGCUAAAGAUCUUGCUCUUGCAAUGAGGUUCGCUCCGGAAGGGUUCAUUGAGAGAAUGCUGGGUAGAAUGGACGGAGAUGGCGUCCUGGACCAUCAGAGCUAUGCGCAUCACCUUCUUCAUACAGCCGCAGAGCGCGGUCACGGGAACGCAUUCCAAUCACUCGUUGCGCAGUACGGGGGUAUCAACGCUGCUAUCAACGAGACAACCCCAUUCCAUUUAGCCUGCCGUUCCGGAAACGCGGAGAGUAUCCAGCUUGCGCUGGAUCUAGGAGGGAACGUCAGAGUAACUGACGCGCGAGGCGAUAGCCCACUUCACGCGUUGAUACUUGGGGGCGGUCACCCUAGAUACGAGAUUGGCGCGACGAUUAUGCUGCUGGUGCGAAAUGGGGCGCUUCUCGAUGGGGAAUCCGGUGAUGGGCAAACUGCACUCCAUUUAGCGGCUAGAUGCGCACAUAUCAAAGCAAUGGAAGCUCUGAUGCAGAUGGGAAUGAGCCCGAACAUUCAAACCACCGAAGGCAAAACACCAUUGCAUACCGCCUGCAAGGGUGAAUGGGUGCAGCGUAGCGUGGAGCGUUGGUUACCUGGGUAUCUAAAAAAGGAGUUCAAUGUCACUCAAUUCUACAUACGGUCCCUCUCUGAUAUGAAAGACCCGAGGGAAACCAUCUACUACCGAGAGAAAGCAGAUGAUGCUAUACGGCUUCUCUUACGGUACGGGGCUUCAGUUGAUGUACGUGCGAUGGAGAGUGUCACCCCGCUGCAUCUUGCGUCGGAGAGCGGGGAGCCAAGCCGGAUAAAGAUCCUUCUUCAACAUGGAGCUGCCGCUCAAGCGGUUGAUGACUGGGGAUGGACGCCAUUGCAUUAUGCUAUUACCAGUGCAUCGCAAGAGGCAGUAGACCUGCUCAUUCCGUACGGCGUCGACCUGACGAAACAGGUCCCAGUGAAGAUGAUGGGCGAGCACCAGGAACAGAUGGACGCAGAUUAUCUGCUUCGAGUCAUAAAUGAAGGCACUUUUACAGGCCGGAAAAUCACAUUGCGGCUGGAGGAUGAUGAGAAGACCUCUACGACAAGGAAGUAG
This is a messenger RNA of Aspergillus fischeri NRRL 181, 1869 nucleotides long. RefSeq names its product Ankyrin repeat protein. The transcript has a single exon. The record is from RefSeq and is a predicted model, not a curated record. Gene Ontology annotation, molecular function: protein binding. Bases 1 to 1869 code for a protein of 622 amino acids. Lineage: Eukaryota; Fungi; Ascomycota; Eurotiomycetes; Eurotiales; Aspergillaceae.